AUGCGAUCAUCCCAGGCAGCCGUGGUUACCCGGUCAUUGGGUCAUGCCGAGUUCAUUACCAACUGGCCCAUCCCAACCUUCCGCAACGAAGACAUUCUGGUUCGAACUGUGGCCGUGGCCGUGAACCCAAUCGACUGGAUGCUCCUGGAGACUACCCCGUCCCCCCAUGCAAUCAUGGGGCAUGAUUAUGCCGGAACAGUCGUGGCAGUUGGAAAUUCCGUCCGCGAGUUGUUCGAGGUUGGUGAUCGCGUUUGUGGACUCGUCAAGGGCGCAGACAAUACCCGGCCCGAGAGCGGUACCUUUGCGGAAUAUAUUGUGGCGAAGGCUGCAGUACAGAUGAAGAUCCCAGACGGUGUAAGUUUUGAGGAUGCGGCCACUGUGGGUGUGGGAGCAACUACAGCUGGACAGUGUCUGUUUGGACCAUCUUGUCUCAAACUGCGCUGGCCAGAGAAUGAAGGUCGUGUUGAGAAUCGAGAACCGCUUCUAGUAUAUGGAGGAGCUACAUCGGCGGGAAGCUGGAUUAUCCAGUUUGCUAAACUGGCUGGAUACACCGUCCUCACAACGUGUUCGCCGAAAAACUUCGAUCUGGUUCGCAAAUACGGAGCAGACGAAGUCUUCGAUUAUCGCCACCCUAUGUGUGCCCGAAAAAUCCGCGAGCAUACCAGCAAUACCCUCAGAGUCGUCUGUGACACUGUAGCAACUCAGGAGUCUGUGCGGAUUUGCGAAGCGGCUAUCGGUGACGCAGGAGGCCUGUAUCAUUCAUUGCUCCCGGUGCAAACUACGCGCGCAGACGUGCAGGCAACUUUCGCGAACUGCUGUACCGCGAUUGGUGAGACAUUUGAGUAUGGUCCUGAUCGGAUGGUAAUUCCCGGAAUGCCAGCGGAGUUUGACUUCGCCAAGAAAUGGGCAGGAAUCGUGAACACACUCUGGUCUCAGGGAAAGAUCAGGACACUGGUCGUUGAGAAAAGGGGCGGGGGCCUAAGGAAGGUUCUAGAUGGUUUGAAAGAUUUAAAGAAUCGGUCUGUUAGAGCUCGGAAGCUGGUGUACCUUGUUUCUGAGACUUAG
Messenger RNA from Aspergillus fischeri NRRL 181, 1065 nucleotides. RefSeq names its product zinc-binding alcohol dehydrogenase family protein. Gene Ontology annotation, molecular function: oxidoreductase activity, acting on NAD(P)H. Bases 1 to 1065 code for a protein of 354 amino acids. NCBI's taxonomy places the organism in Eukaryota, Fungi, Ascomycota, Eurotiomycetes, Eurotiales, Aspergillaceae. The transcript has 2 exons. The record is from RefSeq and is a predicted model, not a curated record.